Molecule: messenger RNA, 327 nt
Organism: Loa loa (African eye worm)
Lineage: Eukaryota; Metazoa; Nematoda; Chromadorea; Rhabditida; Onchocercidae
Exons: 2
Coding region: 1-327 (108 amino acids)
Source: RefSeq, a predicted model, not a curated record
AUGGAAAUGUUGACGAAAUGUUUUCCCAUAAAGCAGGGUUUUGCUGAUGGUUUGGGUAAUGUUCUUUCUGGUAUGAGCAUUGCUUGGUGGCCUGAUGUGGUCGGCGAACCGAUCAAAUUACAUGUAACAAUAAACAAUGCUUAUGUGUUAAAGCGUGAUGAUGCGAAGAAAAAAACACCCGCUCGGAAUUCAGAAUUCAAAAAAUGGAAUCCAAAAAGUCUUCAUAAAUUUGAGUGUGCUGAUAUUUCGGCAUUUUUCUAUAAAGCACAUAUCAGCUACACAUACAAUCGCUUCUUCAUACUGAUCCAUCAAAUUUAUAUCCUUUGA